AUGGGUGUCACAAAUAAAGGGAGAAGAAACAAGAUCAAUAAACAUAUCUUAAUAGGUGUUGGUGUUGGAAUUGGAGUAUUUCUUUUGUCAUCUGCCUUAUGUUUUGCUUGGCAUAGGCACCAAAAAAGAAGGGAAGGAUCACCAUCUUCAAAUCCUCUCAUAGGAUCCUCCUAUGCAGAGACAACAUCUAGGAGAGGAGAUCCUGAGUUGGGAAGCACUACCUUCCAAACCCACUUUUUCUCCUACCAAGAGCUCCAAGAGGCAACCAACUAUUUCAAUGUGUCCAACGAACUUGGGGAUGGUGGAUAUAGCACAGUUUAUAAAGGUAAACUAAAAGAUGGGCGUACGGUUGCAGUGAAGCGGUUAUACAACAACAACUACAAAAGAAUAGAGCAAUUCCUUAAUGAGGUCAAGAUCUUGUCAUGCCUUCGACACCAAAAUCUUGUCACACUCUAUGGUUGCACACCACCAGAGAGCCAAGAGCUCCUACUUGUUUAUGAAUUCAUACCAAAUGGCACUAUUGCGGAUCAUCUACAUGGCUCCAGAUCCAAUCAAAAAAAUCUCACAUGGCCUCUCCGAAUGAGCAUUGCUAUUGAAACAGCUGAGGCACUUGCUUAUCUUCAUGCAAUUGAUCCCCUAAUAAUUCAUAGAGAUGUCAAGACUAAUAACAUUCUUGUCGACAACAAUUUUCAUGCCAAAGUUGCUGAUUUUGGACUAUCAAAACUUUGCCCAACUGAUGCUACACAUAUCUCUACUGCACCACAAGGUACACCAGGUUACUUGGACCCUGAAUACCACCAAUGCUUUCAGCUCACAAAUAAGAGUGAUGUCUAUAGUUUUGGAGUUGUCCUUGUAGAGCUUAUAUCAUCAAAGCUAGCCGUGGAUCUCAAAAGGCAGACAAGUGAGAUAAAUUUGGCUAGCAUGGCAAUUCAUAAGAUUGAAAAUUGUGAGCUAGAGCAAUUAGUUGAUCCUUUCCUUGGUUAUCAAUCUAAUAUGGUUGUGAAGAUGGCAAUUAGCCAAAUGGCUCAGUUAGCUUUUAUAUGUUUGCAAGGGGAGAAGGAGAUGAGGCCUACCAUGAAAGAGGUGCUUGAGAUGUUGAAAGACAUUGAGAGUAAAAUGCAAAUACAUCAAAAUACUGAGACAUUAUCACCUAAUUCAGUUGUUGAUAACUGGCCAAGUAGAGGUAGCACGCCAUGAAUUUAUGACACUUGUAUUAAAUUUGUUCUGUAUAUUGAUUUUGUGAUUAUUUUAUGCUUGG
Dioscorea cayenensis subsp. rotundata (Guinea yam) is the source of this 1258-nucleotide messenger RNA. Its product is annotated as LEAF RUST 10 DISEASE-RESISTANCE LOCUS RECEPTOR-LIKE PROTEIN KINASE-like 1.1. The transcript has 4 exons. Gene Ontology annotation, molecular function: ATP binding; protein kinase activity. NCBI's taxonomy places the organism in Eukaryota, Viridiplantae, Streptophyta, Magnoliopsida, Dioscoreales, Dioscoreaceae. Gene Ontology annotation, biological process: protein phosphorylation. Bases 1 to 1197 code for a protein of 398 amino acids. The record is from RefSeq and is a predicted model, not a curated record.